GGGAAAUGACAAUGACGUCGAAGUAGCACAAUUUUUGUAACUGUCAUUACAAACCUACAACACCUUCCCGGGAGAGUUUUCAUCUUGUCUGCGGAGGAAAGAAAAUCUCACCGGGAGCAUGGCUUCUUACAGCAACAAGUACAUCUUCGGGGAAUUCAGCCCUGAUGAGAUCAAUCAGUUUUUUGUGACUCCACGAUGUUACGUUGAGCUUCCUCCGUUCAAUGACAAAGUCCCGUGCGUCAGUCAGUCUUCUGGAAGUUACUGCACUCCUGCUGUACCUUAUAUUAUGGAGUCUAUGGGACUGCAGGUUUGCGCAGAAGACUAUCAGCGCAUUGAGUUUGGCGUUGACGAGGUGAUGGAUUCCAAACCUGUUGGGGUGAACGAUCCUCUAUACAAGGUGUCAAGCACCCUCAACCCCCAGGCUCCAGAGUUCAUCCUGGGCUGCCAGCCAGUCCAGAAGGCCCAACAGACAGCUUCUCCAGCAGCUGAUGUCCCUGAUGGAACCCACUUCAACUCGCUGGAUGGCCCUGACUCGGAGGCCUCAGGACUGGACAAUCACCAGGCCUGCCAGGACAUGGAUGGACUCUCUGGCAGCCUGGGACAGCGAGAGAGGAAGAAGAAGAAAAAGCGACCGCCGGGGUAUUACAACUACCUGGAACCAUCUACUGGCAGCAACAACAGCAGCAGUGCAGCAGAUGGGACGCCUGGGACAGCACUGGUGAAUGGACAUGCACUCGGUGGCCCACACCACAGUGCUGAAGAUGUGGAUGGUAAGGCAUUGUCAGGGGCUGAACUUUCCUCCCCUGCACCAGUCUCCACGGCGACAUCAACAGCUGCUGUGGCAGCAGCCAAGUUUGCCCCCACAUCCACUGCCAAUCAGAGGACUUGUGAUAGCCCUGAUGAUUCUUCUUUGGACUUAACAUGUGGAGCUGCCUCUUUAUCAGAUGGCAACAAUGCAACUUCCUCCUCUUCAUCCUCCUCUCAAAGCAGAGGGAUGACAGAGGGACCGAGGACUGCAGAUCAGCAGCCAGAUCAUUUGGCUCCACAAAGCCCCGAACUUUCAGAUACUCCACACAGCCCCCGCUCCAAAUCACCUCUUCCUCCUUCAGCUGCUGUGGCCACCCCCUCUGUCGCCACUUCCAUUACAACUACUGAACUAGAGGGAAGGGAGCUAGCAGACAGUGGGGUGGCCAAUGGGCUAACAGAGCCUGAUACGCUCAUCAGUGCAGAUGGACACAAAGAUGACUGUGAGAGUGGGGAGCAGGCUCAGCAGGUUUCCCCAGACUCCGCUGCCCAGCUGGUAGUGACAGAGCAGGCCAGUUCGCCUGCGAUUCCAGCUGCACCUACUGCCAACCUCCCCAAAUCUUGGGCUAGCCUCUUCCACAACUCCAAGCCUCUGCCUGGGGGGCCUCAGGCCUUUGUGGAGGUAAAGAAUGUUGUUGAAGUUGUGUCUCCCUCCCUCGCUACGCCAGAGCAGCCUGAGAAAGUUGGAGAGGUCAAAGACGACCCUGUCCCCGUAUCAGAGGAUCCUAUGGCCCCUAAACUUGCAGAACUUAUCGAGAAUGUGAAGUUGAUACAUAAACCAGUGUCUUUGCAGCCGAGAGGACUGAUCAACAAGGGAAACUGGUGCUAUAUCAACGCUACCCUACAAGCCCUGAUUGCAUGCCCUCCCAUGUAUCACCUGAUGAAGUCCAUUCCUCUGCAUAAUGAAACGCAGAGACCAUGUACCUCCACACCCAUGCUAGACAACUUUGUAAGGCUGGUGAAUGAGUUCAACAACAUGCCUGUACCAUCUAAAGCAAAACAGCAAGCUGUUGGUGAUAAAGUCAUGAAAGACAUUCGGCCCGGUGUACCUUUUGAACCGACUUACAUUUAUAGACUCCUCACUCUCAUCAAGUCAAGUCUCUCUGAGAAGGGUCGACAAGAGGAUGCAGAGGAGUAUCUUGGCUUCACGCUCAAUGGAUUGCAUGAGGAGAUGCUGGCAUUGAAAAAACUAAUCUCGCCUCAGGAAGCGACUCCCACGCCCAACGGGCCAGAGUCCCAGCCGGGUGUGGAGGAAGAUGUUGCUGAUAAGGAGGAAGAAGGUAGUGAGGACGAGUGGGAACAAGUUGGCCCUAGAAACAAGACUUCCAUCACUCGCCAAGCUGACUUUGUCCGCACACCCAUCACUGAUAUAUUUGGUGGACACAUCAGAUCGGUGGUGUAUCAACAAAACUCUAAAGAGUCGGCCACUCUGCAGCCUUUCUUUACCCUGCAGCUUGACAUCCAGUCAGAAAAGAUCCGCACUGUCCAGGAGGCUCUAGAAACCUUGGUGGCACGAGAGUCAGUCCAGGGCUACACUUCUAAAACUAAGCAGGAGAUUGAGAUCAGUCGGAGGGUGACUUUGGAAGAGCUGCCCCCCGUGCUGGUGCUCCAUCUCAAGAGAUUUGUUUUUGAAAAGACUGGAGGCUGCCAGAAACUUACCAAGAACAUUGAUUACCCCGUUGACCUGGAAAUCAGCAAAGAUCUCUUGUCCUCUGGAGUGCGGAGCAAAGUUAUGAAAGGCCAAAGAACUUACAGGCUCUUUGCAGUUGUCUAUCACCAUGGGAACAGCGCAACAGGCGGUCAUUACACCACGGAUGUCUUCCACAUUGGUCUUAACGGCUGGCUGCGCAUUGAUGACCAGACAGUGAAGGUCAUCAACCAGUACCAGGUGGUGAAGCAGACUGCAGAGCGCACCGCCUACCUGCUGUACUACCGCCGCGUCGACUUGCUGUAGACACACACACACACACACAUCCCAACAUACACGCAAGAACACCCAAAUAUAUUCACAAAGGCGCACACAAAAAACAUACAUGCUCAAAUGCACUUGUUGACAGUACAUCUACACAUGACACAAACACACACCAAACUAAUGAACAGGAACACUGCCCAACUUGUUCUCUUCCCUCCUGUCUCCCCGCUUUCCUGAGAACCAGCUUUUCCAACACCCUUUUCCUUGUCUCUUUUUUUCUGUUUGGAAGAAGAGAAACGAGCUGCAUUCACAAAAAUUUCCUUGUGACUGCUCUCUUCUCUGUGCACCACUGCUGUUUUUUUUUUUUUUUUUUUUUUUUGUUUUGUUUUUGGGGUCGUUUUUUUCGUUUACUUUUAAAGCAGCAAGGAAGGACUGUUGAAUAGACGGAGGUGGAGUUGGGGUUACAGGUUAGGACCCGAGACUCACCUCUUGCUGAGCCUACAGCUCGGCUCAGAUAGCAAACAGUGGACUCAAACAGAGGAAGAACUAUCUACCACAGGCUGCAAGCUGACUGCUGGGGUAAUUUCUCUUGUUUGAAUUACCUUUUUAAGGAAAGGACCCAGAAAUAUCAGUGUUUGCCUUUUAGUAAAGGAACUGUUAAUGCCUAAUGAAUUUGCAGCAGUUUAAAAGCGUAUUUGAAUUUGCCCUAGUGCAUUGAAAAGGCCCAGCACCAGCAUUCUCAUGAGUCUCUCCUCCCAAGGCCAGAUCGUCGUCUUCUCUGCCACCAACACCAACAACUCCUCCUCCUCUACUUCCUCACUUUUAUGAUGCUUUUAAAUCUAGGUACAACUUGAGCCAACAAAAACAGUAAAGAAAAGUUAGGUGGUACAUUGAAUGGGAACUGAACAGCUUCCUUGUUUGAGAGAUCCUUGUUAUGGUAUCUGGGUUUAGAUUUAGAUAGACUAUCUAAAAAAAAUAUUAAUGCGCUUUAGAAUUUAAUAACAAAUAAGCUUCUGUGCACAAAGUAUAAACUGACCGAUGAUUACAAUAUGACAGGCAAAUGCAUAUUUUGCAAAUAUUUAGAUUAAAAUGUAAAAAAAAACAAAAAAAAACAAAAGGGGGGGAAAAAGCAAAAAAUAGAAAAUCUAGCUGAGUGAAAACUUGUUUGGGUCCUGAAGGACCGCGCUAGUUUUUAAACUCAGUUCUUGCACUGGAGAGAUGGCAACCAAUCAAGACGGAUUCCACUGCAAAACCUGCCCUUGUUUACUUUGAACAUUCUAUCCAUCUCCUUCUCUAUCCAUUCUUUGUUUUGUUUUUUUUUGUUUUUUUUUGUCUUGUCUAAAGGUUCCACCUGUGUAUAGGUGGCUUAUCUGUGUAGUUUUGAGCCACACCACCCCUUUUACCCCCAUCUCAGCAGAAAGUGGGGGCUGCCUUAGGUUCAAUGUGUUAUGUUUUUCCACUCAGUGUACAAGUCUAACCCUAAUCAGGCGCCAACAGCAAGUAUAAUGUCUGAAGAGUUAGGGGAAUGUACCUGACACCUAUGUAUUUACUCUUUUGUGGCUCAGCAUUUCCUCCUAGUCGAGGAAAACUGUGAGGGGAAGUGGGACUACAUCUGUGGUAAGCUCUGCAUAAAGACCCCGGACAUAUGCACAAAAGGAGAUAGUGUUUGCUUUUGUCGAAGAUAUUGAUUUUUGGAUCAUUCAUUGAUUGUGAUGAUUUUUGUUGGAGUUACUAAAACGAUGUUAGGUUUGUGUUUUUGUUUAAUUUUUUUUUGUCAUUGAUCAUUUAUUGGAUGUCCCCAUGCUCUCGCUCCCUUCAGAAAAACAUGCUUGCAUUUGAAUUGGUGUUUGAAAAUAAAUUACACAGGCUAAAGCACAACAAUGAAUAAAAUUUAACUAGUUCUUUGCUUGAUAUUUAUUUCCAUUUUGUCAUUUCCUAUUUUCAUUUUUUUUUCUCGCUCAAGACCCAUUUCAUUCCAACCACCAGUGUCAGAAUCUCAGUAUUAACACUUAACAAAAUGUAAUCUGUUCAAGUAUUUCUACAUGAUUUCAGCUUGUGUACUUUGACUUUUAUCCACAAAAAUCCUCCUUUGUCUCAUACAGAUUUCACUUUCUCACACAUAGUUGUCCAUCAAUUAAAACAAGGUAUACAAGUGAGACGUUGGUUGUUGUCCCACAUUUUCCUGCUUCGUAUCAAAGAGAUGGUGCAGUGUAAAAACAUUCUCCUGUAUUUUGACAGCACACAAGCAUUUAACGUAAUUUAACAUGUCCCUUACAGUACUUUAUUGUAAGUUCAAGACUGAUUAGGUUCAGUCUUUCAAUAUGAAAUAAAAUUUAAGUCAGAUUUUUACCAAAUUUCACUUUAGAUUUGAAUUAUUUUUAGCUUCUAUGUGAUAUAACAUUAUGUAUAACAUUACAUUAUGUGUAACAUUAUCGAUUUACUUUUUCUUGUGGGUUUCAAAGUCAGAAACCUUUCCCAGAUAAACCAAAGGACAUUAUAAAGGCCCUACUGCCUUUCCUUUUGAAUAUAUAUUCAAACUUAAUUUUGACUUCUCCAUCCGAGGUCUUUAGACAAGUCAAUACAUCUUAUCAUCUAUCAUACAUGACUUUAAUGAUAGUUGAGUUGUGCUGCUGGCUUUGUAGUCAUUUCUGCACUAAUUGUGACAUUUGUUGAUUUGCAUUUUCUUUCCCCUUUUGAAGAAUGUUUGCGAGUUGGGACUUUGAACGGACACCUUGAGCUUUCUGUUGUAUAGUUUUAUCUCAGUCUCUCAUGGCUGGUCAGGAAAUGUGCUGGUGAAAUGCUUCAAUAAUGUCUCUUCAGUAUGUGCUCCUAACACUAUUGUCUGCUGGGAAUUGUUGGGAUAUUGACCUAAAAACAAAAUCUAUACUGUCUUUUAAUUUUAAGCCUCCAGCAUUCUAUUUUGUUAAUUGUUCAAAUAAAGGAUUGUGCAAAAAGCAGUUUGCUAAUGAAGUGUAGUCAGAGGACUACUUGGCUUUCAAACAGUGAAUACUGAAAACAUCCAGUUAGACUGGCCUACAGAACAAUGUGCACAAUAAACCAAAACAACAAAACGA
This is a messenger RNA of Siniperca chuatsi (mandarin fish), 5790 nucleotides long. It is a transcript of the gene usp10, whose product is annotated as ubiquitin specific peptidase 10. Gene Ontology annotation, cellular component: cytosol; nucleus. The record is from RefSeq and is a predicted model, not a curated record. Gene Ontology annotation, biological process: DNA damage response, signal transduction by p53 class mediator; regulation of autophagy; protein deubiquitination. Gene Ontology annotation, molecular function: cysteine-type deubiquitinase activity; cysteine-type endopeptidase activity. NCBI's taxonomy places the organism in Eukaryota, Metazoa, Chordata, Actinopteri, Centrarchiformes, Sinipercidae. The transcript is spliced from 15 exons. Bases 119 to 2758 code for a protein of 879 amino acids.